AUGACUAUCACUGACCCAGUCACAAUACUGUCUAUUAUCCUAUGUAUUUUGGUGGCGAUACUUUACUAUGGAUGCAGCAGAAACCAUUGCAGAAACCAUUGUCACAAUCUCCCUCCUGGUCCCACGCCAUUACCUAUCAUCGGAAACAUCCACAUUCUAAACUUUAAAAGACCUUAUGAAACUCUACACCAGCUCUCUAAGAAGUACGGGCCAGUGUAUAGUAUACAGAUAGGAGAGGAGAAAAUGGUGGUCCUGGCCGGAUAUGAGACGGUGAAAGAUGCCCUGGUAAACCAUGCAGACACGUUUUCUGAAAGAGCCAUAGUCCCACUUUACGAUGAGAUAAUGAUGGGACACGGAGUUAUUUUUGCUCAUGACGAAAACUGGAGAGUAAUGAGACGGUUCACUCUUUCAACUCUCCGAAACUUCGGGAUGGGGACGGAAACAACUGAAAACAAGAUUAAAGAUGAAAGUGAUUUUUUAGUGAAAAAGAUAAACACCUACGAAGGCAAACCGUUUGAUAAUACUGAUAUAAUAAAUGGUGCAUUUUCCAAUAUAAUCGUGUCCAUAUUACUCAGCCAUCGAUUUGAUUAUGACGAUCCGACACUCUUGAGGCUUAUGAAAAUUUUCUGUGACAAUGUCAAAUUAGUUGGUAGCCCAAUGGCCAUGCUGUACAACGCAUUUCCCUCUGUGCUGAGCUGGUUUCCUGGAAUUCAGAAAACAUUGGCUAACAAUAGAGAUGAUAUCUUCCAAUUCGUAAGAGAGACUUUCACCGCCCAGAAGAAACAAUUGGAUGUUAAUGACCAGAGGAAUCUCAUUGACAGAUUCCUGGUGAAACAGCAGGAGGAAAAACCUAAUCCGAAAUUAUAUUUCACCAAUGAAAAUCUACUAGCUCUUGUGAUGGAUCUCUUUGCUGCUGGGAUGGAGACCACCUCCACCACUCUGAGAUGGGGUCUUCUGCUGAUGAUGAAAUACCCCGAAAUCCAAAGAAAAGUCCAAAAUGAGAUUGAUAAAGUUAUUGGUACAUCAGCGCCUCAGGCCACUCAUCGUAAGGAAAUGCCCUAUACUGACGCUGUUAUUCACGAGAUCCAAAGAUAUGGAAAUAUAGUUCCAGCAAAUCUCCCACAUGCUACUACUCAGGACGUCACAUUCCGAGGGUAUUUUAUCCCAAAGGGGACAUACAUAAUUCCACUGCUGACGUCAGUGCUGUAUGACAAGGAUCACUUUGAAAAACCGGAAGUUUUUUACCCAGAACAUUUUCUGGACGCCGGCGGCAAUUUUGUGAAGAAUGAAGCGUUCAUGCCUUUCUCAGCUGGUAAGAGAAGUUGUGCCGGUGAGAACUUGGCUAAAAUGGAGCUCUUCAUGUUCUUCACAAAGCUGCUGCAGAACUUCACCUUCCAGGCUCCUCCAGGGGCCACACUGGACUUGACUCCUACAGCUUUUGUUAUAUGUACUCCUAUGAGCCAUAUGAUGUGUGCUGUCCCUCGUAUAUAA
Molecule: messenger RNA, 1491 nt
Organism: Pseudophryne corroboree (corroboree frog)
Lineage: Eukaryota; Metazoa; Chordata; Amphibia; Anura; Myobatrachidae
Product: cytochrome P450 2C5-like
Exons: 9
Coding region: 1-1491 (496 amino acids)
Biological process (GO): xenobiotic metabolic process
Cellular component (GO): intracellular membrane-bounded organelle; cytoplasm
Molecular function (GO): oxidoreductase activity, acting on paired donors, with incorporation or reduction of molecular oxygen, reduced flavin or flavoprotein as one donor, and incorporation of one atom of oxygen; iron ion binding; heme binding
Source: RefSeq, a predicted model, not a curated record